Molecule: messenger RNA, 2961 nt
Organism: Linepithema humile (Argentine ant)
Lineage: Eukaryota; Metazoa; Arthropoda; Insecta; Hymenoptera; Formicidae
Source: RefSeq, a predicted model, not a curated record
CGGCAAUCUAGACGAACCACUCAUGCGACGGAGUGUGCCGUCGAGCAGUCGAUGAUGGUGGGGGUUUCGGCCAAGUCUCAGGAGAUCAGAAAGUUCAAGAUGUUUUCUUGAAAAUACUUGAAUACCCAUGUGCUCGUCCAAUAUUCCGACUUUUCCUCGUUUAUUAUCGAGAUCGUAUUCAACAUAAACACAGGAUGAGGGUCAGAGAGCUAUAUUUGGUGUUGGAUGUACACGGAUGUAUGCAUGGAAGAUGUCUCUCGAUAAGGUCAAUGAGCGAAUCUCGUUUCCGAACUCAAAGCCAGCAAGAGAGGUCUCAAGUGCUCUCUCGGCAUAUCCGAUGUCAAAGGUCGAAGGUCGAGAAAUGAAUACGCCUACGCGAGGAGUGUUAAAUAUUGAGAAAUUCAAGGAGGCGGUAACGAAAGCGGCCGUUUUCCCUUUUUGCUUGCCUCUACCUCGCUGCAAGAUAGACAGGGUAAUUGCAGUGCCUCGUCGUACGUACCGCUUGUACGUAUAUAAAGAGCUUGUUUACCUGGCGGGCAAUCGUACGAAGACUAACGUACCUCGUUCCAAACGUGCACUUUGAAAAUAUCGCUCGAGAGCCAUAUGCGUCUCAGACUAUCUGCUUUAGCAACAUAACAGCGCUUCUGUCAGUUUCCUGCCCAGGCGCACGGUACGAAACCACUCUGGGCCGGUUAGGAAGAAGGGUGCCGGAAGUCCCGUGGAAAAGGGCCGGAAGUAUCCUGGCGGCUGGAAGAGACCAGACCUACGGCAUCGCUCAAAGGACCAUUCCCCUCUUCGUGCUCGUUACCGCCGAACCAUGCCAUGAAGUAUAGGGCCACAAAGCGAAGUACAACUCUCGACUACACGCAGUUCGCUCGACAAGCACGUCCGUAAGCGCCGCCCCGAGCACCCGGUGUGUCAUCAAACAUCAACGACGUCGACAAUCACGGCGACGUCGACGACGGUCAACAACAGCAACCGCCGUCCGACUCCCACGCCGAAUCUCAUCGACCUUUCGAAGUUCGUAGAAAGUGUGUCCUACGAAUGGCGCGCAAAGGGAAAGGUCGAUUCGAUGAAAUGAUGAAAAGAAAAAGAAGUAGAAACGAAGAAGGCAAAAGUGCUUUCGUUCAUCGAUGCCGUCAAAUCCAACUAUUCUCCUAAAGAAGGAUUUUAAAUAUACAAAGCAACACCAAACAUUGAGUCAAAAUUAAAAGGGUCUGCUCCACAUCCCUCAGGCUACUGUCGACUGCGACGUAAACGUCAUCCCUCAAGCUCGCCCCUCGAUCUCUCUUUCUCAUCGUCGGUGCACCGUAGCCGCAUUGUCAUCCGUGCUGAACGAACGAUCCGAGAGGAAAUACGUAGUGCGUUGGACGCGCUACGAGGCGAGGAGAUGAAACCGCGCAGUGUUAUUAUCCGGAAAAUCUGAAUCGAUUCGCGUCGUGCAAUCUCGACAGUGGUGAUGAUGCACGGCCUGAUAAUCAUGAUAAGCGCGUUUUUAACGCGACAUUGAUGAAACAGCUGACGGACAUGUGCGAGGCGCACGUGUAAUCGUGCAUCGAGUUGACUGGCUACUCUACGUGAUCCACGUGUGCAAAAGCACGGACGCAUCCUUCGCAAGGAGCAAAUCGCUCUCCAGUAACCGGGAAAGCCUGUGAUCUUCAGCGUCGCGUUAAGAAUGCGCCGAGCUUUUUACAAGCAAAUUGUUUGAAGAUGCAGCCUGGACGUUUCGUGCAAAUAUUUAUUAUUCCUUGCGAUGCCACCAUUGCGAAUUAUACGUCGUUCUGAAAGGAUCGCAUACAGAAUGCACGUCGACCAGUUAUCAACGCUAUAUUUAACGCACCAAGUUUCAGAAUGAACGCGACAGCGACGUAUAACGGUGUGAUCAGCACCGUCACUGAUGGUGACCUUGAUAUUUCGCCGGUGACACUGUCGUCGGCCUGGUCCAGAGUGGCCCGACUUCUGCUGCUGGCCUCCCUCGCUGUCGCCGGCAGCGUAGGUAAUGUCUUCAUGAUAUCCGCCGUGGUGGUGGAGGAUCAGCUCAACAAACGAGGAAACGCGUUCCUCGUGAACGUGGCGUUAGCGGACCUGCUGGUGACCGGCGUGGUAAUACCGGCCUCGGUAAUCGUAAUCCUGGCGGGCCAUGAAGAGUCCCUAAUUACUUGCCGAUUCGAGUAUACCAUCGAGAUCCUUUGCUUCCUGGUGACCGUACUAACGUUGGGCGCAAUCGCCGUGGAAAAUUACGCACGUCUGUGUCUGCCUGCCGAAAGGUACGCCAACCUGAAAGCGAGUCAUGUAACGGCCACAAUCAUCGCUCUCUGGGCGAUCGCCGGGAUCGUCACGAUCGUGGUGAUCGUUCAGUCGACCUCGGACGUGGGUCCCGACUUUUGUCGCCGUAGGUUCAGCGGCAUCACGUGGGAGCAGGCGGUGGGUGCGGGCGUGCUGGUCGGGCUGCCCGCUCUGGUGACCAUCUUCUUCUACGUGAAGCUGGUGGUGCGUGUGAGGCGCACCACUCGGAGCUAUAAGCCACCGGCCGCCUUCUUCUGGGACUACGAGCUUACGAAGGCGAACAUAUACAGUUACUUGAUGUUCGUCAUUUUUUGGCUGCCAUUCGGCCUGGCGGUCUGCGUGAAUUCCUUCAGCCGGAUCAGCCCGCGCGUGCUCUUCAACUCGGCCUGGUUCGCUCUGUCCAAGUCCUGUUUCAACAAUCUACUCUACUGCGUGGCAGACCGGCACUUUCGCAGUGCUUACGUGAAGCUCUUCCACUAUUGCUGCUGCAAGACUACGGUAACCUUCUCGAGGAGGCCGCGCGGUGGCGAUGGCGGCAGAAAUGCGAGCGACGUGCGACUCAGAGUGCAUAUCAUUCACUCGUACGCAAGUCCAUCAUCCUGUCGUCCGACUGUGGCCAGACCUAACGGACGUGACGUUUAUGAGCUUUAAAGGUAACGUCACGCGUAGACUGCU